This is a messenger RNA of Anolis sagrei ordinatus, 1614 nucleotides long. RefSeq lists its product as uncharacterized. The record is from RefSeq and is a predicted model, not a curated record. Lineage: Eukaryota; Metazoa; Chordata; Lepidosauria; Squamata; Anolidae.
UACAAAACCUAGCCAUUUCCUCAGAUGGGGAGGAUCCCUUCCUAAAUACGUUUGCCAGGGGAUGCUGGGAGGUGCAGUCUGCCCCCUUGGCAUCCUAUUGGGGAGAGGGGCCUGCAAAUGCGAGGGAAAGAGUGUUGUUGCAGAGCUUCCCAGAUGAAGAGAAGGAAGACCGCCUGACGUCCUCCCAGGAGAUACUGGCUACCCUGGUCCAGCUGCCAGAGAAGCAGGAGGCCCUCGAGGCCCAGAUCCAGGCGAUGGAGGAGCUGCUCAAGCAGCAGUUGGGGCUUACAGCCGCUCCAGCUGCUCCAGAUAUGACGGCUGAACUGAAGCUGCUGAUGGAGCAAAUGGAUAGGAUGCAGCUGCAGGAGGAGCAGAGGCGGGAGUCCCUGAAAGGGACCAUGGAGCAGCUGGAGCAGCUGAAGGAACACUAUGAGAAGCUGCAGCGAGGGGUGGACCGCCUGGCCAAGAGCACCUCCGACAUGGAGGCCAUGCGCAUGAUGCUGGAGCAGCUGGACAUCACCAAAGCGGACAAAGCCCUGAUCCAGGAGGAGAUGAAUGUGAAAGCAGACAAGAGCGCCCUGGAGGCUAAGGUCAACCAUGGGGAGCUGAAGUCCGCCACAACUCAGCUGAGCGAGAUGAUGCAGGAAUUGCUGCAGAAGAUGUCCCUCCAGGACAAGGACUGGCAGAAGGCCCUGGAGAAGCUCUUCACUGAUAUGGACUGCAAGUUAGACCGCAUGGCCCUGGACCCUUUGAGCCAGCAGCUGGAGGAAGUCUGGAGGUUCAUCAAGAAGUUCCUGAGUGAAGGGCCCCGCUUUGACGCUGACAGUGCUGCCGGUUUCAAGAAGCAGCUCUUUGAGAGAGUGAAGUGCAUCUCCUGUGACCGGCCAGUGACCAUGGCAACCGGGCCGCACAUGAUCACUGUCCGCAAGGUGCCCCUGAGACCCCGUCCGGCCAGCGCCAACGGCUACGAGUACCUUGCUCGACCUCAGAGGAAGGAUCUGGAAUCAGCUGAAGUGGGCUCUGGAGCGGCUCCUGUGCAGACCUGUUGGCAGUGCCAGGCCCACCACCAGUCCUGCACCCUCAAGCGCAUCUCCCGCUCCCAGGACCUGGGCACCGUCUUCCCCUACGGAGACCCCUCAGCUCUCACCUACGACCACACCGAAGUGGACAUCCUUGGCGUGAAUGGCGUCCUGUACAAAGGGCGGCUGGGUACUGAGGCCACGGAGCGGGCUCUGGCCAUCCAAAGGGAAUUUACAGCCGUGAAGGUGCGCCGCCCACUGUCCCGGAUGGAGAGAGCACGUUCGGCCUUUGCAGAUGUCAGCGCCUCACCUUAUGCAGCCUCUUCUCUCCGCCGGGUCGGGACCACUCCAAACGGGGGCCGCCGUCGAGGAGAGCAUCCGCCGGGAUUGAACCUGGAGAACCUGGAUGGCCACUUGACCACUAGUUUCAGCCAGACCCACAUCCCCAAUGGCGGAGGGAUGUCCGGCCUAUGAGAAGGGGCCUCCUUUUUGGACUACAGGCCCCUCGUCCCCCCUCUUUAUGACUGUAAAUAGAAGAAGAAUGUGUUGAGUGAAGAAAUGUGGAUCCAUAAAACUGAGUUAUUUGUUUUUCAAA